Penaeus indicus is the source of this 2354-nucleotide messenger RNA. RefSeq names its product basic proline-rich protein-like. Lineage: Eukaryota; Metazoa; Arthropoda; Malacostraca; Decapoda; Penaeidae. The record is from RefSeq and is a predicted model, not a curated record. The transcript has 3 exons. Bases 149 to 1696 code for a protein of 515 amino acids.
CCUCCUCCGCCACCUCUUCCUCUUCCUCCUCCUCCACACUCACCUCUUCAUCUUCCUUCCCUUCCCUUACCUCCUCAAUCUCCUCUUCUUCCGUUUCCCUAAAUUCUUCCUUCUCCUCCUCCGUCGCCGCAGAACAGGCGCAGCGAGGAUGGCGCCGCCCUCCCCCUCGGGCGCAGUCGUGCUGCUGGCGGCGGCGACGGCGCUGGCCCUCCUCGCCCCAGCGGCCGCUCAGGACCUGGAGGAGCUCCACAACCUCUUCCAACAUGCUGUCGGCAACGAGACGGAAUCGGGUCCCCCGAGCGGCCCCCCUUCGGUCACGUCAGUCGGGGGCCUGCUCGUGACGGCCGCGCCCAAUGGCUCGUUCCUUCUGGUCAACGCCACCACCACGAGCACAGCUUCGCCUCCGGACGACGCUGAGGGCCCCGCGGUCCCCCAGGCGCCGAGUGCUGGCGCGUCGACCAUACCGCAGGCGCCGACGAUCGAGCCAGUGCCUGAAGGAGCGAACACUGACAUACCCUUGCCAAGUACCGAAGGAGGAGACGCCCCGGGGCAAGAGCCAGCUGCUAACGACACCACGGCAGCAGGACAGCCGGGGGAGAACGCCGCGCCGGCGGAAGCCUCGUCUUCCGGAGUAGGAGCGCAGGACGCGGACCUGUUGCCUGGAGGUGAGGGAAGCGAGCAGCUGGUCGAGGCGCUCGCGACAGGAGAUCCGGCCGAAGGGUCCAAUGCUGAGCUGAUUGCUCCCGGCGUCCGGCCCGCUGAGGGCGCCGGCCAGGGCGAUGGGCAGCCGGCGUUCGUUGGCCAGUCCCCCACUGGCCACUUCGAAGGCCAGUUCCCCGAUCAGUCACAAAGCGAUCAGUUCCCCUCCAUUGGAGUUCCCGACGGCUCAUUUCCAGCUGAACAAUUCUUGCCUGUUCCAUCCAACCAAUUCCAAGGCGAUCGAUUCCCAGCACGUCCAGUUAGUCCCUUUCCGGGGGGGCAAUUCCCAACUGGCGGCCAGCUGCCGCACAAUCUCUUCCCAGCUGGACCAUUUUCGGCCAGCCGCUUCCCUCCCGGCCAAUUCCAGGGCGGGCUUUUCCCAAGCAACCAGUUCCCGGUUGGACAGCUCCCUCCACUUCGACCUCCCAUCGGGUCCUUCCCAGACAGACCUCUUCCUGGCGGCACUUUCCCCUUGAGUCAGUUUCCUGUUGGCCUGAUCCCCGACAGCCAGUUUCCUUCAAAUCAGUUCCCUGCUGGACAAUUUCAUAAUACUCAGUUCCCCAACAAUCAAUUCCCCAGCAACCAAUUCCCCACCAAUCAGUUCCACCAGCCUCCCACAAACGAGUUCCCCAACAGCCAAUUCCCUAACAACCAGUUCCCCGAUAACCAAUUUACCAACAACCAGUUCCCAAAUAGCCAAUAUCCCCCAGACCAGUUUCCUAACAACCAGUUUCCCAACAACCUGUUUCCUAACAACCAGUUCCCCAGCAACCAGUUCCCUAACAACCAGUUCCCCAACAACCAGUUUCUUAACAACCAGUUCCCCAACAUCCCGUUUCCCGCGAACCCGACCACCGGCGGCCAAAUCCCGAGUGGUUCCCACGGGCAGUUCCCCCUGGGCACCGGCUCGGCGACAGGAACUCGCCCAGGGGGCGGGGGCGUGUGCAGAUUCUUCUGCAGGAAUGCUUCGGGCCAAUUCCAGUGCUGCUCCGCGUAGGUUUGGAGGCAGGAGAGGAGGCGGGUGGGGUUGGGGGAGAGAGCAGGCAGAGUGUGUGAAUGGGUAAUCGAGUAAUGCUGAGGAAUCUGAGGACGGUGGGAAGGAUAUAUGGCUGAUAUUUAACGAGGACAUAAUUUGUACAGAUAUGUUUUUCGUUAAGAUAAUAGGUAUUCAUUAAUGUUAGCAUCCAUAACGAUAGAGAUAAUGAUACUACUGAUAAUAAUAGCAUCGAUGAUGAUAAAAUGCUAAUGAUGAAAAUUAUAGAUAAUAUUUUAUGAAGGUAAGAAUGAAAGCGAGGAAUCCGGAAAUGAAAGUGGGAAUAAAAAUUGGAACCAAUAAAGACUUUUUCUAUGUCCCAAUGACCCGUUCAUAGAUGAAGAAUCUUGCUUCAAUUGCCCAUGUUAUCUAUGAAAUGAUUUGAAGGUGUAAAUCAUUUUAUAGUAAAUAAGUAAUAAGAUAAGCUUUAUUAAAGAACAGGGAGACGAGUUAGUAAUACAGUAAGUUGGGGUAACAUCCCUCCUUAAGAUAAAACAAACAGCAGCCAUAUAGUUUUCAGUUCGAUUAUGAAAAAGUUUUCUCGAAAGCUCACUCAAUAUCAGCUCACCUUGCAGCUUACUUGAUGAAAAUAGAACAUUUUGAUCUUUUUCAAAGGGGUAGA